Molecule: messenger RNA, 994 nt
Organism: Salvia hispanica
Lineage: Eukaryota; Viridiplantae; Streptophyta; Magnoliopsida; Lamiales; Lamiaceae
Product: phytolongin Phyl1.1-like
Cellular component (GO): membrane
Source: RefSeq, a predicted model, not a curated record
ACUAGUCAUUAUUACUCUCUCUCUCCAUCCCAUCUCUCUGUUGACUUUCUCUCUCUUGCAUCUCAGCUUAUCUUCGGGUGUAGAAAGGGAUUUGAAUUUUUAAAAAAAGCUUAGGUGUCUCUGCAAUAAAACCGGUGGGGGGAUGUCUGUGGUGAUAACCAGAAAUCAGACCAACAUGGAUAAGGUUUGCUACUGCUGCGUAUGGAAAGAGGGCCGAAUUUUGUACAAAUACAGCAUCGGCAACCAUGAGAUCGACAACAUGGCCGCCUUAUGCUUGGAAUCCAUCCCUCCUUACCACAGAUCCUACUCCCAAACCAUUGCUUCUUACACUUUCACCUUCUUAAUCGACGGCCCCUUCGUCUACUUGGCCAUUCUCCGCCGUCACACUCUCACCAACUCCCACCUGCUCGCCUUCCUCCACAGCUUGAGGGAUCAGUUCACAAACAUCGCCUCAUCCACCAGCACUCUCGACAACAACCACUUUGCGCCAGCCGCCUGUCGCUUGGUGGCGUCUUUAGAGAGGCUAUCCGAGGGCGGAGGAGGGUCCGUGUGGCCGGACAUGAAUGGGGCUGAAGCUGCAGGCACUUCUUCCACGAAAGCACCUCUCCUUGCAAGGCCCUGCAAACAAGACAAGAAGAAGAAGAAGAAGCAGAAGAAGGAUGAUGGUGACGGUGUUGGAGUUUCUGUGAUAGAUAUUGAGACGCCCGAGCAUAGGCGAUCCGGGAACUCUGACGGGAUCAAGACUAGCCCCCAGUAUCUUAGAGACAAGUGGUGCCGGCAAGUGAGGAUUGUUCUUGCCAUUGAUGCUGCUGUCUGUGUUGUUCUGCUUGUGAUUUGGUUAGUCAUAUGCAAAGGUUUAGAGUGCAUUCGCUGAUAUAAUAUGAUUGGAGGCUUUUGCAUUUUCAUAUACAUUAGGUGGAUAUGUAGAUAUGGGAAAAUAUUAUCCUCAGAAAUAGUUAAUUGCAAAUGGUUAUAUAAUCCACUUGGGAAGAUA